Messenger RNA from Striga hermonthica, 1146 nucleotides. Lineage: Eukaryota; Viridiplantae; Streptophyta; Magnoliopsida; Lamiales; Orobanchaceae. The record is from the annotation of a GenBank genome assembly.
AUGGCUAUUGUUGAAUCCCGGCGUCGCCGGAAGAUUCCUCCUCCUUCAGCCACUACAGAAGCCGCCGGCGACAGCGAUUCCCAAGCAGUCCGCGGCAACCACUCGGAAUCAGAUGCUAUCAAAUGGAAAACAAAGGCCAAACAGAGAAAAGAAGAAAUUAUUAGGCUUAAGGAAGAUCUGAAGAUUGCUGAAGGCAAGUCUUCUUCUUGCUCGUACUUAUCUGUAUUUGCGUCUGUAAAUGGACUGCAUCAUGAUGUAUUUCCGCAGAGUGUAUCAUGUAAAUGCUAUUUCUUUGAUAAUUUGGGAAACCUGAGCCCUAAGCAUGAGUCUGAGCAAAAGAGAUUUGGGGAUGUGCUUCGUCGUAGGUUUCUCAGACAAGUUAGAUUCAGUGAGAGAAAGAGAAGUAGGCUUGAUGGCGCGGUAGGUCAAUAUUGCAUUUCAGAUAGUGAUAUUGAAAAUGGAAUGGAGCAACUGCGAGCUUCAGUAGAUUUUCUUGUGGAGCUUUGUGAGAAGUCGUCUCCUAAUGGAGCAGCUGAAGGCAGUUUCAGAAAUUGGUCGCAUCAAGCUGUUGACUUUAUUCUGGCUACAUUGAAGACUCUUUCAUCUGGUGGAAAGAAAGUUGAUAUGGUUGAAAGUAUAAUAAGUAGCUUAAUAGUCCGGCUAAUGAGAAGGAUGUGCAAUGGUUCACAAGGAGAUGAGUUGGUUCAAGAUCACUGCGAUUUCCAGUUUUAUAUUCAGCACUUGUUGCGUAAGCUUGGGACCGAUCCUUAUGUUGGCCAGCGAUUGAUCCUUUCAGUUUCUCAGAGAAUUUCUAUAGUUGCAGAAAGUUUACUAGUUAUGGAUCCAUUUGAUGGUGCCUUCUUCAAAAUGCAUAAUGGCAUGUACCUAAUGAUUCAACUUAUCGAGUUCCUGAUUUCAGACUGCUUACUUUCUUGGUCAACUAGGCAAGACUUUGAUACGAAGCUUCUGGAAGAAUGGAUCGUAUCGGUUUUCAGUGCUCGAAAAGCAUUGGAGCUCUUGGAGACCAGGAAUACACUAUACGUACUGUACAUGGAUCGUGUGAUUGGGGGUUUGACUAGGCAUCUCGGUCAAACUUCUCUAAAAGACAAGCUACGACCCAAUACUCUCGAGAAAUUGUUUAGCUGA